UACCUGCUUGAUUUAUAUCGGUUACGCUUCAUGUUGACAAGUCCCUCAAAAUGGCGGCCAAACUUGGAGAUUGCCGAAAAUUAGGUAAGUUCACGGAGUGAUAAAGUUCUCGUAAAGGUCGGGCCGCAAAGUUUUUUUCUGUAGUUACCUUUUCUAUGGCACGUACUUCCUAGCUAUGUUAGUUGGAUCAGUUAAGAACGCCUCACUUUUUCAAAAAUUUACCUUGAAUUUGAUCGGUUUUGGCGUGUGUGAUUUAGGCGAACCCGAUAAGGUGUCAUUCAAGUCUUCCUGUUUCCUUGAUUGAAACGUGAUGUUUACGAAAGUCGCCUCGAUAGAUAAGAUAGAGUUAAUAUACAUGGCUGUGGUAUUUGUUUUUUGCUGAGUUCCGUAGUUUUUUGUAAAUUUUCCUCCAAAGUUGUAUGAAAUUAAAGUCUUGAAAAGUGUCACGACAAGCCUUCGCUCGAGUGAAAUUUAAUUUCCGUAAAACUCUGAAAAAUAAAGAGAUCCGAUCAAACCGAUUGUGGUUUUAGUAUAGGUACAUGAAUGUCUUACAACACACGAGAAACGAGCGAAAUCCGUGUCUCAAGCAAAAUCGACCGGACCGCUCUUACAGAGACACUCUCUUAAAAUUUGCGGAGCUCAGGAAUUUUACCGGUACAAAAGAGGGAGGUUUAAGCUUAGUGGGUAUUCUAUAAUUUACAAUGAUGAAAACUCGAUGAGAGAAGCCGAAGUUUCGAUUUUGAUUCGAGUUUAUUUCGCUAUUUAUUAGUAUUUUCUCUGCGAUCGCAGGCAAAAUGUGUGGGAAGUUGGCAAAAGACUUCCAUAAGCUCAUGAAGAGCAUUGCCAGCUUUUCGAACAAUCAGGCAAAUGUUGCCCAUUACGAGGAAAACUUGGAUGCAAUCAGGGUGGAAAUUGUACCGAACGAUGGUCUUUAUUACGGAGGCAGGUUCGAAUUCGAAAUCAAAGCCAACGAUUAUCCAAAGAAUGCUCCAAAUGUCACCUGCAUCACACAAAUUUAUCACCCAAACAUUGACGAACAGGGGGAAAUAUGCUUAAAUCUGUUCAGUGAGUGGGCAGAAACCAAUACUCUGGAGGACUGCGUUCACGGAUUGCUGUUUUUACUGUACAAUCCAAAUCUAGAGGACCCGUUAAAUCCUCUCUUCGAUCCAGAAGUCGAAACUGAUUUUGAAGUGUUCGCUAAGAACGUGCGGUUGUCUCUAGAAGGAGGUGCUAUUGAGGGGUGCGACUUCGAGAGAAAUCUGGUGCACGAGGAUAGCAGCACUGACGAGAAUACUACCGGUGAUCAAGUUCAGGAAGACCUGCAAGCCAAGGAAUGUAAAGAAGCGGUUGAGACUGUUGAUGACGAUGGAUUAAUCGAGAUCCAGGUGGUGGAUGAUGAAAUCGAUUCAAGCGAAGAGGUACCUUCUACAACGAACACCGGCGGCACAGAUCACGCGACCGAAUGUCAUAUGGAUGCAAAUGUAACCAAGAAAUCGGAAGAGACAACUGACUGUAUUUCAGGGGAAAUCAAUUCACAAAGAACUGAAGAGGAACCUGUUGUUCUAGUUGAAAUCGAAAGAAGGGCAAACCACCUUGAAGAACAUGGAUGAAAUAAAGAAACUUUUCCAACUUUUAUUAUUUAGAGCAUGUAAAUGUUGUAGUAUGCGUAUGUCUUGGAAAUCGUAUGAAGGGGAUACACAUCAAUGAUAUGGCUACAGAAAUUUCAUUCAAGAAUAUUUGAGAUUUCGAUAAGAUUGCAUCGGUGUUUCUAGAGCGACUUACGUGCUUCCAUGAAGAGCUCUGCGCCGGAAAAAAAGUUAUGCGAAUUCCCGGCUGUUCAUUGAAUGUGCAGCCAGUAAUUUGGAUAAGUAAUUUAAGCCAAGGUUUGACGCCUCUCGGUGGCAUGAGGUGUAAGCUGAACAUUUCAGGGCAUCUGAUAAUCGCUACGAAAAAGUUACUAAAGAUCCCCUCAUUGUAGCCCAAUACUUGGCCAAGAUAUUCUGUAGAGUUUAUAACUAUAUUUUAACUGUAAUUACGUUAGCACUUUAGUACAGAACAUUCAUCUGCCGCUGAACCGUCGUGUUUUCCGAGGCAAACCAUUCGUACUAAAAAUAAAAACUGGUGGAUAGUGCCCUUAUGCGUGGUUUUUCUUCUUGAAGAUUAGAGAAAAUUUCCAACCUAGUUGAUGUCAAGAUCUUAGAUUAUGCUCAGAGCUUGCUAAUUGCUCAGGAAAGUAUUAGGAAAGUAUCCCUAGUGAACAGUUGAACACUUUUACAAGGGAUGUAACCAUUAGGUGAGACCUUAACACCUAAUACUAGCCUAGUUGACAAGGUUAAGAAAGAGAAGCCCACGGAGUUUAAACACUUUUAGACGUUCCCGGACUGUUCUACCGUAUUUAAUAGACAGGCUAUGACUGUUUGCAUGUGUCAUUCUGUGCAUAGUAAUACACUUAAACUGAUGAAUUGAGUACUUAGUUGGUCCUAUUGGGCCCAUGCAUUACUGACGUGGUGUCCAGCUACAGUACCAAUGGGUGGCUUUGUGGCCCAGUUGUUAGGAACAUCAAACUGAUCUCAGCGGAGAGAAAUGUACCAGUUCAAGCCAUUCAGAUAGAAUUUGAUUACACGC
Molecule: messenger RNA, 2625 nt
Organism: Pocillopora meandrina
Lineage: Eukaryota; Metazoa; Cnidaria; Anthozoa; Scleractinia; Pocilloporidae
Source: the annotation of a GenBank genome assembly